AUGUGUCAUCUUGCAAAGGUUGCUAAUGCAGCUAGUCUGAGUAGAAAAACGGUCCGUUUACGCAUGUCUUAUCAGCGGAGCCAUACGCAUACUGAUAAGUGCCUGCCGUGGAUUUGGUUGGGAGUAGUUUAUGAUGAGGGAAUGAUCUGUUCAAAAAAUGAUUUCGAUACGGCAAGCGCAGACGCUUUGUGUUUAGAUAUACGAACUGAAGACGGAGAGCCAAUCUACCUGGAAGAUGAUGAAUACGCAGAAGUGUUUCGUGAAGAGGAGUAUGUCCAACUAGAGGAUGGGACUUUUGUACAAGCGGAACAACACGCGGUAGCUCCCCAGACUUCAGCUUCUGCCAUAUCGCAAAGAUUACAACGCGUUAGAAUGGAAACUAAUGCACAGCGAGCUUCUCAGAAUUCUGGUUCACAGUUCCCUCUUCCACAUCGACAACAAAACUUUGAUGCACGUAUCAAUGCCUACGCAGGAAUAUCAAAAGCAGCUGCAGCUCCUGACCAUUUCAGCCUCGGUGUUAGUUUGUUUUCAAAAUUUAUCUCUUACUCGUAUACUGAUGCUCCUAUCCGACGCCAACCGCCUCUGGAAUUGUCGGAAAAAACAAAUGUUAUUGGCUUUUCUCAAACUACAUCAAAUGCAUCAAAACCGUACUCUAGCAGUUCUUCCUCUUCCACUAUAUUUCACCCAUUCGCUCACACCUAUAACGUCCCUAAACAAAAGAAAAAGCCAUUACCCGGGCAAAGAAAGCCGUGCAACUGUACGAAGUCAAUGUGCUUGAAGCUUUAUUGUGAUUGCUUUGCCAAUGGUGAAUUUUGUAUGGAUUGCAAUUGCAAAGACUGUCACAAUAAUUUGGAACACGAUGCGGAUCGCUCUAAAGCUAUCAAACAAUCACUGGAGAGAAACCCGAAUGCAUUCAAACCGAAAAUAGGUGUUAUAUUUGGUGUUAAAAGUGGCAAGCUGGAUGCUGAGAGAUUGCAUCAGAAGGGCUGUCAUUGUAAAAAAAGCGGAUGUCUUAAGAAUUACUGUGAAUGCUUUGAGGCUAAAGUGCCUUGCACAAGUCGAUGUAAAUGUCAAGGCUGUCAAAACACUGAAGGCGACAGAGCUAGCAGGCUUGACAGGUUAUUUUCUUGCAUCAUAAAGAAGGAGUUUUUCAAAAAGUGGAAUGGAACAAAAAAAAGUUUUCGAAUAUCAUGUAUUCCGGAUUCAAAAGAACAUUUGUCAUCUUUCGCUCCUUUGCAAUAUCUUUACAGAAUACAGCAAACACGGCAAAUUAGGAUCUUUUUUAGGGCAACAUUCCGUUCACACAAAUCUGUCUCUAAGUGUUAUUUUUGUGACUUUUUCCCACUAAAACAAUCAGAGGGUGAGAUGAUGAAUACAACCAGCUCUGCUUUGAUGAGCUUAGCCCAUUCCUCUUCAUCUGUCACCACGGAAUCCCCAUCUCCACUAUCUGAUAAUGAUUCCGACACAGAGUCGUCGAUAGUUCGCAACGAUCCAAGAUCUUACCCCUGGUUCUACAUGACAGAUGAAGUCAUCGAAGCUGCAACGUUAUGUCUUGUCGCUCAAGCAGAAGAAUCGCUGUCAGGAUGUUCUGCCGAUGUACCGAAUAAUGUCGUUGAAGAGAUGGAGCGAAUGGUCUUGGGAGAGUUUGGAAGAUGCUUGCAAGAGAUUAUCUCAAAUGCUUCCGAAUCAUAA
Molecule: messenger RNA, 1692 nt
Organism: Strongylus vulgaris
Lineage: Eukaryota; Metazoa; Nematoda; Chromadorea; Rhabditida; Strongylidae
Source: the annotation of a GenBank genome assembly